Molecule: messenger RNA, 2351 nt
Organism: Gossypium raimondii (Peruvian cotton)
Lineage: Eukaryota; Viridiplantae; Streptophyta; Magnoliopsida; Malvales; Malvaceae
Product: regulator of nonsense transcripts UPF3
Exons: 14
Coding region: 185-1735 (516 amino acids)
Biological process (GO): nuclear-transcribed mRNA catabolic process, nonsense-mediated decay; positive regulation of translation
Cellular component (GO): cytoplasm; nucleolus
Molecular function (GO): mRNA binding
Source: RefSeq, a predicted model, not a curated record
AAGACAUAACCGAAAUAUCAUAAAUUAUAAAUAAAGAAUUUACAAGUUCUUCCUAGGAAUCCUUUUUUUUAUUAUGUUUCUUCAUUUAGUGUUAAGCACUCCUGCAUGGCGAUUUGGGCUUCAAAUCGCAAAAAUUAGGGCUCCGAUGUGCUAAUCGGUCGAUUCCCAAUUCCGUUCAUUGAAGAUGGUUAGGGUUUUUGAAGGCAUGAAGGGGACUUUAGAUCGAACCAAGGUGAUUCUCCGCCACUUACCUCCGUCCAUCACGGAGUCCAUGCUUCUCGAACAAGUCGAUAGUGCCUUUUCUGGCCGUUACAACUGGCUCUCCUUUCGUCCCGGGAAGAGUAGUCAGAAGAAUUUGUCUUAUUCAAGAGCAUACGUGGACUUCAAGAGGCCAGAGGAUGUUUUAGAGUUUGCAGAGUUCUUUAAUGGUCAUGUAUUUGUUAGUGAGAAGGGGGCUCAGUUCAAAGCUGUUGUUGAGUAUGCACCUUCUCAACGUGUUCCAAAGCAGUUCUCUAAUAAGGAUGGUCGUGAAGGGACCAUAUCCAAAGAUCCUGAGUAUUUGGAGUUCCUUGAAUUCCUUGCAAAGCCAGUUGAGAAUCUUCCUAGUGCCGAGAUACAAUUAGAGAGAAGGGAGGCAGAAAGAGCUGGUGUAUCAAAGGAUAGUCCGAUAGUUACACCUUUAAUGGAUUUUGUUAGACAGAAAAGAGCUGCUAAGGGUGCAUCUCGGAGGUCACUGUCUAAUGGGAAAGUGAGCAAAAGAGCUGGUGGGUUAUCUGGUGGGAGUCCAAGUUCAGCAUCAUCCAGAAGAGGUUCUGAAAAGCGAAGGGGUAGUACUACGGUGUAUGUUCUAAGGGAUAGCUUGAAAAAUGCAAGUGGCAAAGACAAGUCCGCUUACAUUCUGGUUUCCAAAAGGGAUGAUAAGCAACUUUCUGAUAAGCAUGCUACCUUAGCUACACCUGUGGGAACUCAAAUAUCUGAAGAGGAAAGUGGAGUUUCUGGAAUUACUGAUGCUGGUAAAAAGAAAGUUCUGCUUCUUAAAGGGAAAGAGAGAGAAUUUUCUCAUGUGGCUGGAAGCAUGUUACGUCAACAGGAUAUUGCAUCGCCAAUUACAAAAAUACUUGGCUCAACUCCUAUCAAACAAAAUGUUGGGCGUGAAGGCAGAAUUAUCAGAGGUGUACUUUUAAACAAGGAUGCUCGUGAGUCUUCUCGGGUCCAGUCAGAGCAGCAGCUUCAGGCCCCAAAUUUGGAAAAGGACAGACGACCUUCUCGGCAUUCACAUGCACAAUUAGUGUUGAAGGAUACUAACAGUUCAGACGAUAAGGUCGGGAGUGACUUGCAUGGUAGUGAGAAGCCAGAGAGGCGUAGGAGAAACAAAGACAGGCCAGACCGUGGUGUAUGGACCCUUCGCCGUUCUGAUGGAUCAUAUGCAAGUGAUGAGUCCUUGUCAUCAUCUGCUUCUCAAUCUGCACAGAUGCCUUUAGAUUCUUCAGAAGGGGCUUAUGGUGAUACUAAAGUUGAUUUAUCUAAUGUUCGGAGCAUGCAACCUAAAACUGUCAGAAGUGGCCGUAACAGUUCUUUUGAUGGUGGAUCCUCUAAACAUGGUAGCCGAUGCGGAGCAGUUGCUGAUGGAUCAUCUGUUGUGAGUGAUGGGAAACCAGGGAAGAGAGGCAAUGCUUCUGCCUAUGGUUCUCAUGAGAAGCAAGUCUGGGUACAGAAAUCUAGUUCAGGUUCUUAGUGAAUUUUUAAAAUGCAGAGUGCAUGGUCACUUGAAUUUUGAGCAUGCAGUUGCAAUUGCUGUAGGUUGUCUUGGUACCCAUGAUCUUAUCGCAGAAGGUUGGGUGACCUACAGAGGUUGCAGAUGGUAUCACUGUAAUUAACACACGGGAGGGUGAAGAAAUCUCCAUCUUUGUGAAAGAUGGUUGAGAAUAGAAGAAGGUUAUGAUUUUCUAAUCACACGAUACCACUGUUUUCUUGGUCCCUGCAGAUAUUAUCCAGUUGAGGACUCAACUGGAACUGUAAAUAUAAAUGCAGCGGUGUGGUCUUGUUUGCUGGACUUUAGUUUAGGGUUAGCACUUUGUGUAUAAAAGGCAGCCAGCCAGCCCCACAAGUUUUCAGGUGGGUUUUGUGCAAGAGAAGGAAAGUCUCCCUCCUUCGCAGCUUGUUUUGGAUCUUUAUUUCUUUGACUUCGUUGAUACUUUUUGAGUGUUUUGGAGGAAUAUGGUAAAUUUAAAUGUCGUUGGGAACCCACCUCCCAUGUUACUCAAAUUGAUGAUGCCAUUUGAUGUGAUUGCCCAACGAGAUUUCUUUCUUUUCUUUUUCUCUUAAUAAAGUGCUGGUUGAAAAUUGGACAA